Molecule: messenger RNA, 3185 nt
Organism: Schistosoma bovis
Lineage: Eukaryota; Metazoa; Platyhelminthes; Trematoda; Strigeidida; Schistosomatidae
Source: the annotation of a GenBank genome assembly
GAAUGAACGCAAUCUUAUAUUCAUUUUGAAACUCGGUUUAACUGAGUAUAUGACUGUCUAGUUCCAUUGAUUACCUUUUGCUCAGUUAUGUGACCAAUUCAAACGUGUUACGCGUGAAUGCAUCCAAUAUUACUUUGUUUAGCUGUCUGUUUAUCUACCUCUCUGCCGAUCAUAUUUAAUUAUUAUAUUGACCUUUACAUACUUCGGACACGCUGAAUAUCUUGAGCUAAAAGGAAUCCUUUGUGAUUCAUUACUAUCACACACGGUAGCUCGUUAAGAAGAAGCUUUCUUUAUCCCAUUUGAACACUUUUAAAGGAGAACCUGGAUCAUCAUAGAAAUACUUAAUCCAAGAAUUGAAACGGAUCACAUCACCUAUCGUGUUGAUUACUGAAGCAUGAAUAUAGCUGUUAUCGGUUUCAUCAAGCCCGUUGCUUUUAGUUCUUACGACGUAGUUGGCGCAACCUAUAAAUGUUUUGACUUUCUGGGUGCUCUCUCCUUGUCUGUUGCGUUAUCGCGCAGUUUCCAUCUGAUAAUUCUAAAAUAACCUUUCGUUGGAAUUAAAGGAAUACUUAUUCUUAAUAAUUCUCACAAGAAAUGGGAUCUCACUUUGGUGUAGUACAACCAAUUUUCACGGAUUUCUAUGAAUUGACAAUGUCGUAUGCCUAUUGGAAAGCUGGAAAAGCCAAUGAUACUGCAACUUUUGAAAUGUUUUUUCGUAAAAAUCCUUUCAAUGGGGAGUUCACUAUAUUUGCUGGUCUUCAGGAUUGUAUUGAGUAUUUAAGUUCGUUUAGAUUCACUCGGGAUGAUGUUGAAUAUUUGCAAAAAAUUAUGCCAUCAACUGUUGAUCCCGAUUUCUUUGAUUAUUUGCUUAGUAUUGAUACAAAGGGAUUAUUGUUAUGGUCUGUUAAAGAAUGUUCAGUUGUUUUUCCAAAAGUUCCUAUUAUGCGAAUUGAAGGACCAGUAGUACUAUGUCAACUUGUAGAAUCUACAUUAUUGAAUUUGGUUAAUUAUGCGAGCCUAGUGACUACGAAUGCUACACGUUACCGUCUGGCUUGUGGUCCAAUUAAAAAAUUAUAUGAAUUUGGUUUACGUCGUGCUCAAGGACCAGAUGGUGCACUCUCAGCUUCAAAGUAUGCAUAUUUGGGAGGUUAUGAUGGAACUAGUAAUGUUCUAGCUGGGAAAAUAUAUGGAAUUCCAGUUGUUGGGACACAUGCACAUUCAUUUGUGUCAGCUUUUCAAUCUUCUUAUGAAGGGGAAUGUAUAAAUGAUUUCGGAAAAUUCAGAAGAGAAGCCGCCGAUCUAAAUAACUCACAUGAUGAUCACCUUUUAGACUUAAACCGUCAACCAAUGAAAUUGAAUGAAUUUUUGAAACGUUGUUGGUAUUGGUCUGCUAGUUUAUCUCGUGUAUUAAAAUAUCAUUCAGAUCAAAUACAUCCAGGUGAAUUAAAUGCAUUCGCCAAUUAUGCUAUUGCAUUUCCGACAAAAUUUCUUGGUUUACUUGAUACAUAUGAUGUGUUAAAAUCAGGUUUACCAAAUUUUUGUGCAGUUGCAUUAGCUCUUCAUGAAUUUGGUUAUCAAGCUAUUGGUAUACGUAUUGAUAGCGGUGAUAUAGCCUACUUAUCAUUGAAAAUUCGUAAUACGUUUCAGCUAAUCAGUUCACACUAUAAUUUACCUUGGUUUGCACAACUUCAAAUACUUGCCAGCAAUGAUUUAAACGAAGAUACAUUACAUUCUUUUAAUCAACAAGAUCACUCAAUUGAUGCAUUUUGUGUUGGGACAAAUCUAGUCACCUGUCAAAAACAACCAGCCUUAGGAUGUGUAUAUAAACUUGUUGAAAUUAAUGGAACUCCAACAAUGAAACUUAGUGCUGAUUUUGAAAAACUUACUUUGCCAGGAAAAAAAGUAGUUUAUCGUUUAUAUAGUCAGCAAGGUGAAGCAUUACUGGAUUUAAUGAGACGCUCACAUGAAGAUUCUCCAAACGUUAAUGAACGUAUUCUUUGUAGACACCCAACUCAAGCAUCGAAACGUGUUUUUGUUGUACCCGGAAGAGUUGAACCAUUACUCAAGUUAUAUUGGAAUUAUGGAAAAUUAGUUAAACCAUUGCCGACAUUGAAUGAAUCUAGAGAAUACGCUAUGAAUGAAUUAAACACUCUAAGACCAGAUUAUAAACGUAUAACUAAACCGACGCAAUAUAAAGUUUCAGUUUCGGAUGAAUUAUAUCAAUUCACUCAAGAAUUAUGGCUUAGUAUUACACCAAUUGGUGAAAUUAGUUAGUAAUUUUAUUCAACUUUUUAUUACUACUAUUAUAAAUAGUUCAUUUUUCUUUAUAUCCACCUUUCACAUAUCAACCUAAUUUAUAACAAAUGUACUAUUUUUUGCCUGCCAUCAUUUGUUUAUUACUUAUUUCCUUAUUAUUAGUAGUAUUUUGUUUAAGUCUUGCUUUACUAUACAAAUAGAUUGCUUUCAAUACUUUUUUGUGAUAAAUUUGAGAGAUACAUUCAAAACAACAUAUCUAUGUAUUUUUGACUACAUUUUCUCAUACCAAAUAUUUUUUAUGUAUAGAUUAUGAAUACCAAUAAAAAAUUUCGUCUUGUUCGCAAAGAAUAUCCACUUUAGUUGCCAUUUUGUUGUUGUUAAAUUCUUUGUGGUAAUAGACAACAUAAACUAUGCUAUGAAAUAAUGGAGAAUAUUUUUCGACUCAGGUGGAUACUUUUGGUAGUGUUGAAUUCUUCUAACUAGAUGUUUUAUAAUUUCGGAGUUCUCAUUUUCUUUCUGGACAACACAUUAUCAGUGCUUACUACAAAAGAUUACUCGGAAAGACAAUGAAUGCUUUACAACCAAAUCAUUGAGCUCGGAGACCACAACAAAACUAUUCUAUGGAAGAAUGUUCUCCUUAAAUAUCGGGUUUACGUUUUAUAUACACAUAAUAUUAGUCAAAGUACCUGUACUUGGUUAGUGAGUAACUUUGUCAACAAACCCCUAUGAAGCAUUGUAUUCUUAUCUUCUGAAAUUGGUUACUGAGAAUAAAAAUUAUCUCCUAAGUGUUUCUAUUUAUUUUAGUUCCGACUAUAAUAUUCAUAUCUUAUCUAAAAUGAUUAUGAUUUUUUUUAAAUUUUUCUGUCCAUUUUUAAAUCCUUAUUGUUUUUAUUUUCAAGUUUACUGAGUUUUCACAUAUAUCACUGCUG